UUUACGACACCUUACAUUUCAAUUUACGACAACACGUCAAAAACAUGGCGGACGGAAUUGAUGACACUAGCUGGGUAACAGACCUUGAAACAGCACUAGUUGAAAGCUGUGAUUUUGGAACUAUAAGAAAUAUCUGUAAAUGUCGGACUGUUCCUGAUCAUCUGAGAGCAGAGGUUUGGCAGAUCUGCCUUAAUGUCCAAAAUAAAGGGGAUGCUCUCAGUGCAUUUGAUGGACUGUAUGAUCUGGAUGAACAAGGAAUUAUCAGAGAAGAUUGCAGAGCUCUAGUUGACAAGCUGGGCAAUGAAGAGGAAGACAAGGUGUCAAUAGUCAGUGAUCUAGAAUCUAUUGUGACAUUUUUUUCAAAAUCCAGAAAUGAAAAAUAUUCAUCAGAGAAUGGAUGGCUUGAAGUCAUACAGCCACUGUUAGCUCUUAAAUUAAGAAGAGCCCAGAUUUACAACUGCUUUUAUUCCAUAGUGAACAAGUUCAUUCCUAGAGAUUGUGUGAAGGGAGGAAAACCUUUCCACCUGUUUCGCUUGCUUCUACAGUACCAUGACCCCGAGCUGAGCUCUUUCCUGGACACGAAGAGGAUACUACCCGACCUCUACUGUCACUCCUGGUUCAGAAGUUUGUUUUCUGCACCAUGCGACCUACAAGUUAUACAAGUGAUGUGGGAUGUGUACUUUCAACAUGGGGACCAGUUUCUAACUUUUUUCAUGGCUCUUGUCAUUUUGGUAAAUGCAAGAGAUCAGAUAUUGACUGGAGAAUUGGAGUCCAAACAAUCAAUUGCAGAAAUGCUGGCAUCCUUUCCAUCAGGACUGGAGGCUGAAGACAUUGAGGACUUCUGUGCUUUAGCACAAUACUACGCUUCUAAAACCCCACAGUCGUUUAGAAGGGAUUACCAGAGUCCAUUAUUUGGUAAUAAUUUGAUACCUGGAAAAAAAGAGGAUCUACAAGUUUCACAGGCAUUGUGUUUACCUGUGUCUGUGGCAGAACUUCUCCAAAACAACAACCUCGCAGGGGGUGAUGGUGUUCGGUAUUUCGUGGUGGACUGUCGUCCCGCUGACCAGUACAACAGUGGACAUUUGUCCACCGCAUUUCAUCUGGAUGCUAACCUUAUGCUACAAAACCCAAAGGAGUUCAGCACUGCAGUACAGGCAUUACUUGCUGCCAAGCAACAGUCCAUCUCUUCAGGCUCUGCUGCGGGAGGGGAACACCUGUGUUUUAUCGGCAGUGGGAGGGAGGAGGAGGACCAGUAUGUUCAUAUGGUUAUAGCCAACUUCCUGCAGAAACACUACCAGUAUGUCAGCUUUGCAAAGGGAGGCUAUCAAAGUUUACAUGAACUGCUAAAAGAUAGACUCUCUGAAGGCUUAUCCAGUCACAAUCCCAAACACUGCAUAGUCUGUAACCCCGAUGCAUCACACAACUCUAGUGAUUUGGAGAAUGGCGAGGAUUUUCACAGAUCAGGAAAGGAGGAAGAAAAUGGGGAAUCAUUUUUUGGAAAAUUAACCUCUACUGUCAAAAGCAAGUCAGCUGUAAUGAAGCAAAAGCUAACAGAUUAUAUAAAGAAUGAACACCAAACACAAGAAAGCAGGCAUGUCAGCAAUACAGAUCGUGUGGGCAAGAGAUAUAGAAACAUGGCAAAUGUUUUCUCUAUUGGAGAUGAUGACGAUGGUGAUGACGUAGGUGAGAACUCUUCAGAUGAUGACAGAAAGGAGGUUGUAAAUGUAGAAGUCUGGCUGAAGAAACCGGACAUCAAGUACUCCUGUAGAUGUCAAGAGGUCAUAGGGAAUGGAUAUAUGUUUCCAAGCCAUUUACUGGUAACAGAUACUCAUUUAUAUGUGCUCCGAGAAAUUCAAAACAGAAAGAACAUGGCCCACAUUCAAGCACGCCGAGCUCUAGGAAGUGUCGUGAAAAUAACAUCGAAAAGGAAACACCCAGACUUUGUGACUUUUAAAUAUGGUUCGGUUGAUGGAGAGGAAAUCCAGGUGACAGACAUUGACAGAUUCUUGCUCCCACAGGCAGCAGAGGCAACUAAAAUCAUUAAACAACAGAUUAUCAAAGUAUUGGAUGCAUUAGACAGCUGAUUGGUCAAUUACUGAAGUGUGUUUUUUUUUCUAGACUGAAUUCUAAGAAUGUGUGAAAUUAUCUACAUGUACUUGUAAAUGUCCAUAGAACAAAUUAUGAUAAGUCUUACAAUAUGGUAAAGUAGCAAACAGCUUUUCCAAAUGAAGAAUGUGACAGUGUUUUAAAUAUCUAAUAUAAAUCUAUAUGCCUACAUGUAAUACAUGUACAUUUCAUUCAUGCAAGCAUAAUUGUAUCUUGUUUCACAAUAUUAUGAAUGUUUUUAAAAAAAGUAAAGAUUUAGGGUUUACAAUGCUAUAAAAUACAUGUAUCAUCAUACAGUGUAUUGCCUUUGUUUCUGUAAUGCAGUCCCCUUGACUGUGUGCUGCAUAAGUUAUUUUUAACAUUGCAUAUCAGACUUCUUUGUUAAUUUUGUAUAGAGGUGUAACUAUGUAUUAUUAUAUUUACUUGUAUUUUAUUUAUUUCUUAUUGUUUAUUUUUUAAGAUUAAACUUGUUUUCUUUUUUCCUUUAUUUGUAUCAGUUUCUUAUAGGCAUGAUACAUUAUCAAUACUCUUUCUUUUUUUUGAUUCUCUAUAAGAUUCUGUUGCAUUUCUGUCCAAAAUAUGACCCAAAGUUUAAAAAAGAAAUGCAGAUAUAUUCCAAAUAAUAUUCCUUUUUCUUCUGCACAUUCAGAGCAUUCUGAGUCACCAAACACAUGUCUAGAAAUGCUUUUUUGUGUUUCUAAAUAAAUUGUCAUUGGACCAAGGGCAUGAUGCAAUACACGGUCAGCAAAAUACAAUAGAGAAACAAAGAAAGUGUAAUUUUCCUGCUUGGAUUUAAUAUACACCCACCUUGGCUUAUUAUUUUGUUAUUAUUUGUAUUUACUCAGUGGCCUACUUGUACAUACAAAAGUUAUGUCAUCCUCAAUGAUUGUAAUAGGACUACUACUAUGCGUAUAUGUAGCUAAAAAUGGAUUUUGUGACUCAUUUGUUUUAAGCAGAAAUGUGGUCUGCUGUGUUUUGAAAGCUGUUCUUGUUUAGUUACUGCAAUGCAAUAGUGCAUUAUCUGUCAAAUCUACUUGAUUUUGAUCAAUUAAAAUAUCUUUAAAUGAAGAAAUUCGAAAAUUUUGUAGUUAUUAUGAUUGCCCUUCAAUAAUUUCUAUUUUAAGUAAACUAGUAAUUAUGCACUUAGGCACCAGAUGACAUUAUAAAAAAUAGUUUUGGCAUUAUUAUAAUUAGGAUUCCAAAUAAGACAAACAGGUUGACAUGAUAAACAGGUUUGUGGGUUUCAAAUUUUUUUUUUCAGUUGAUUUUUAAGAAUUAUCUGACAAUAUCAAAAAACUGUGACGUGUUUACCGACUUUUUGUUCUAUUUCUGCGUUUCGAGGAAUUCCGAGUUUCAGUGUUGGUUGUUUUGUCCUGUUUUUUUUUAAUGUUUAAUUUGUGUACACUUGUUUUAUUUUGAACAGAAACACCACACACAAAGUCACUCUGUAACCUAUUUAAUUAUAAAAUUUAGAUGAUAUAUGAAAAAUUCAAGAUGUCAUCUUACUUUGAGACAUGUUUAAGACAACAAAAUGAUCUCUUGAAAUUGAGUUGGUUGUGCAUAAAAAAUAGAAUACUUUUCAAUGGUAUUUCAUGUAUGUUACUAUGACAAUUAACCACUAUUACAAAGAUAUUAAUCCUCUACAUUUUGUAUAAUUAUCUUAUUGAGAAAAAACCCAGCUUAUAUGUUUAUUUAUAUUAGCGUUGCUAAAAGUGCUUUCUCAGUUAUAAAUAUUCCAGUGUAAUAGAAACAUUAAAAAACCUUGAAUUUACUGUA
Messenger RNA from Magallana angulata, 3882 nucleotides. RefSeq names its product TBC1 domain family member 23-like. Gene Ontology annotation, biological process: retrograde transport, endosome to Golgi. The transcript is spliced from 17 exons. NCBI's taxonomy places the organism in Eukaryota, Metazoa, Mollusca, Bivalvia, Ostreida, Ostreidae. The record is from RefSeq and is a predicted model, not a curated record. Bases 45 to 2084 code for a protein of 679 amino acids. Gene Ontology annotation, cellular component: trans-Golgi network.